Molecule: messenger RNA, 2141 nt
Organism: Pogoniulus pusillus (Red-fronted tinkerbird)
Lineage: Eukaryota; Metazoa; Chordata; Aves; Piciformes; Lybiidae
Gene: RAP1B
Product: RAP1B, member of RAS oncogene family
Exons: 8
Coding region: 199-753 (184 amino acids)
Biological process (GO): cellular response to cAMP; Rap protein signal transduction; negative regulation of synaptic vesicle exocytosis
Cellular component (GO): plasma membrane
Molecular function (GO): GDP binding; GTP binding; GTPase activity
Source: RefSeq, a predicted model, not a curated record
CGCGCCGCCCCCGCCCCGCCGCGCCAGAGCGAGGCUGGGCGUGCGGCGUCACGGCGACGGCCCCAAGCCGCGCCCCGGUACAGGCAGCGAGAGGGAACGGAGCGGGCGACGGGCGGAGCGCAGCGGGCUCGGCCGGCGAGGCGGCGGCGGGGAGCGGGAGGCGCUGUCCGGUAUUGAGGGUGAUUUAUCUCUUGCAUCAUGCGUGAAUACAAGCUAGUGGUUCUUGGUUCUGGAGGUGUUGGAAAGUCUGCUCUGACUGUACAAUUUGUUCAAGGAAUAUUUGUUGAAAAAUACGAUCCUACGAUAGAAGACUCCUACAGAAAGCAAGUUGAAGUAGAUGCACAACAGUGUAUGCUUGAGAUCUUAGACACUGCGGGAACGGAACAGUUUACAGCAAUGAGAGACCUAUACAUGAAAAAUGGACAAGGUUUUGCAUUAGUAUAUUCCAUCACAGCACAGUCCACAUUUAAUGAUUUACAGGACCUAAGAGAACAGAUUCUUCGAGUCAAAGACACUGAUGAUGUGCCUAUGAUUCUGGUUGGCAAUAAGUGUGACUUGGAAGAUGAAAGAGUUGUGGGAAAGGAACAAGGUCAGAACCUAGCAAGGCAAUGGAAUAACUGUGCAUUCUUAGAGUCUUCUGCAAAAUCAAAGAUAAAUGUUAAUGAGAUCUUUUAUGACCUUGUGCGACAAAUUAACAGAAAAACCCCAGUGCCUGGGAAGGCUCGCAAAAAGUCCUCGUGUCAGCUACUUUAAUGCACAGCUGUACUGUAGCUCUGAGCCAGGUCUGAAGAACUGUUGCCCAAUUCAACAGUGCCAGCAUUCCAACUUUAUUAAACCUACCAACAUCUUAAAUGGACUUUCCUGUGGUGGUACCCUUUAAGAAACGGAUGAAAGCUACUACAUCAGUUUGCACAUUCUAAUCACUUUCCAGUGUCAUGAGAGAUUUUUACUUAUAAAUAUUCUAAGUGUAUGCAACUGGUCAAACCAGAGCCUACAUCCAGUAUUACCGAUAAGAGACAUUGUUCAUCCACCCAUGUUGUACCUGUAUGAAAACUGUGUACUGUAUACUUCACAACAACACCCCCCCACUUUCUAUUGGAGAGUACAAUAAUGUAAAUCCUAAAACAAAAAAAGAGAAAAAAAAAAAGCACCACUAUUUUAGCAUAAUAAAAGAAAGUCCAAAGAGCUCCUAUAUAGACUACUCCAGAUAACUUUUGCUUCAUCGGUAUUUGUAGCUUACUGUUAACUUUUUUAAGAGGAAAAGACAGGAUCAUCAUCGUCGUCAUCGUCAUGGUAUUGUACAAAACAAAAAGCUUUGAGUAACACAACAAGCUCUAUAGUUUUUUAAUUUGAGGAGGAAAAUAAAAACCAGUCAAAAAAGAACAGCAAACAAACCACAAAACAAAACCUGUGGAGACAGUGAAUCUAAUCUCGAAGAGUCCUUUUGGGUUCUAAUGGCUGACUUAACAAAGACAUGGCCUUGAAUAUCUGUUGGGAAGGAAAUGUCCAGACUUUUCAACCUUUUCCUUGUAUCUUUCCUUUUCCUUGUUUACAUAGGGAACAAUGUUUAUAGUUGUGUGUACAGUGGGGGUCUACAACAAGAAGUGUAUAUUUUAAAAGGAUUUUUUAAUGAUUUAACAAUUUUUUUGUAAAUCAUUUCUUUCAGGCUUCUGCAGCUGUAGAUUCUCACUGUGAAUUCCCUUGCUUGCUCAUGCAUUUAAGUGUAUUUGCAAUACCAAAUAUACAGGUUUAGUACUUUUUUGCCUGUUAGUGAUUGUUUUACAUGUGUAACGUUUUGGUUGAGAUGUUAAAUGGUGGAAGAGUACUGUGGAUGUGAAUGUGGGAAGUAAUUUUUAAUCAUGUGUAAUUGGUCACAGGGCCUAAGUUGCAGUAAUUAACUUUUUGCUGAUUUAUUUAACAAUGCCUUGUUGCUUUGUAUGCAUUAACGUUUGGGUGUAAAGAUUGUGUGUAUAUCCAACAGGGAGCCACAGUAUUUAAAUUGACCAACCUAAUGUUACAACUGCUUUGAGGUGGCCAAAUGUAAACUAAAAAGCCUUAAUUAAAGUGGUGCAAUUUUGUAUGACUUAGCAUCAGUAGUUCAAUAAAUUUGGAUUGCCAUGCAAGGGCUUGCAUUACAGUUA